ACCUGCCGAACCAACAUGGCCGAGACAAUGCCUAACGUGGAAGGAACAGCUGGAUCGUUGAUUGUUCAGGUGGAAGGCGACAUUCACAUCGACGCGGCGUUAGUUUCUCGCAGUGUUUAUGUCACUGGUUAUAAAUCGACAGCAGAACCGGAAGACCUAAUGAUUCAUUUUAUGAAAAGGAAAAACGGCGGCGGUAAUAUCGACAGCAUCGUUAUCAGUAAGCGAGGAGCAGCAGUAAUAACAUUUGACAGCCCUGAAGAUGUGAAAACAGUUCUACAGAAGAAACAGGAGCUUGAAGGAGCGGCUUUAAAUGUGAAACCAUACGAGGAAAUCAUGAAGACGGAUAAUCAUAGCCUAGUGGUAAGGUUACGUGCAUUCCUCUAA
Messenger RNA from Orbicella faveolata, 384 nucleotides. RefSeq lists its product as uncharacterized. The record is from RefSeq and is a predicted model, not a curated record. NCBI's taxonomy places the organism in Eukaryota, Metazoa, Cnidaria, Anthozoa, Scleractinia, Merulinidae.